CAUAUUCACCUUAUGUCAUCAGGAUUCUUCCUCUGCCACCAACCCACCGACUUCAACUCAUUCAACUGACAGUACUCCCCCCACUAUACCGCCCCCACCCUCGGCUCCCAGACAGUCACGUGACAGUGACAACGAGGAUGGCCAAUCCCAGGGCAGUAGGAGCUCAGUUGUAGGGAGCUUGGCCAAUAGUCUGAGCAGUGGGCGGGACAUCGACCAGGACAAUCGAUCUUCCUCCCCGAGUCUCUCUGCCUCCCCUCCAGCCAGUUUAGACUCUGACUCUGAUUGUCCAGACUCACCAAAGCAAGGAGAGGGGGAACGGGAGAAAAGGAAAGAGGGGGAGAGUGGGGAAGACAGGAGGAGAGGAAAGGAGAGCAGCCAGAGAGGGAGAGGGGAUGAGUCUUGCGGAGAUGGAGAAAGGAAGGAUGGAGGAAUAGAGACAGGCCUUCUCUGAAGCUGCCAUCCUCCUCCAUCUCUUCCUCUGCUCCUGUUCCCUCUCUCCGCGGAGCAGGGGAUUCAGCCAAUGACAGCAAUAGUGGCAGGAAUCCUAUUUCUCACAGGACUCCAAGCUGGUGAGCAAGAUGGAGUAUGGACCGGCCAGCGCUGACACUGUGCACAGUGGCAAUCGAAUGAACUCCAAAGCUAAAGCGCAGUGCGUGACCAAGGACACUGUCGCCCGGGAGACUAUAUCCCACGGCAACCCCAACAUUCCACACCCCCCUCCACCACCCCUUCCUCCUCCACCAGCGCUGAAACCCUUAGAACUAGGGGGCAGAACCUGCCCUCAGAAUCAAGGUAGAGAGAGAGAAAAUGGAGAAAGGUGAGAAACUGAUGGACAACAAGACGGCUCCUCCCUCUCUGUUACCCCAAACCAGCCCCUUACCACCCUCCCAGCCCCCGCCCCACCCCCACCACUACAGCCCCACCGGAUGGCAGGGAGGCACCGCAACCGGUUGCCAGGGGAGCUGGGGCUACAACCGUUACUCUGGUAACACCAAAGCUUCACCAGCCGCAGCACCAACCCCCAGUGCAGCAGCAGCAACUGCCAUCCGUCUACAACCCCCCUUCCUCCCGUCAUUCGUCCUCCUCCCACCCCCCUUACCUCCCCCACCCCCACAAGGAGUACCUCCCCAGGUACACUUCCGGGGGAGGGGAAAGGGAGAGGGGGGCGGCCGGCGAGAGGGAGAGGGGGGGAGUGAGGGUGGAGUAUGGGGGAAGGGAGAUAGGUAGGGAUUUCUCGGCUGGUAGUGGUAGUAACAGCAGCACUUCUGGUGGGAUGGGGGGUCCUAAUGGGGUCCAAGGGAGGGAGUUUGGGGGUCAGAACCGGGAGUACCCAGGCCUGGGACCUCAGGGCUCUGGGAGAGACCCCCCCAUGGGUCCUGGGGGAAGAGAAUUUGGACCRGGGGGGUUCAGAGAAAGAGAGAGGGAUAGAGAUAGAGAGAGGGAGGGAGAGAGGGAUGUAGGAGGAAGGGAGUUUCCUUUACAGAAUCGUAAUGAGAAUCAGAACAGAGAGUUUGGACCCACCGGUGUUGGGGGAGGAAGGGGGCACCCCAGAGACAAAGAGGGGGGGCGGUGGGGCGAGUUUGGGGGCCAGAUGAGAGAGGUGGGGGGCAAUGGUAACCCCAAUAAUAACCCCCUCCCCCUAGGAAACCCCCCAAGCUCGACCAGUGGGUUACCUGCAGCCCCCAUGCUAAACCGCGACCCCCCUUCCUCACCCCAAAACAACCCCAGCCACCCUACCCUACCCUCCCACCCACAUCCUCAAAGCACCUCCAAACGAGACUACCCCCCAUCGAUGGACCAGGCACAGACAAGGCACAGUCCCCCCUCUGGACCAGAACACUUCCACAGAGAGUACMCUCCUGGGGCCAAGGACUAUCCCCCAGGUGGCCCACCCUCCACCGGCCCAGCCCGUGAGUACCCCAGCCCUCCCGGUAUGACUCCAAACCUGGGCCGAGACUACCCAGGUGGACCUCAGAUCCCCCACCUGCCCCACCCCCACUUUCCAGCCCAGCAGCCCAGAGACAGGGACCGAGAGAGGGACACCAACCAGCGAGAGUCGUCUCUCUACCAAAACCGUGGCGGUCCCCCCCAACCCCCGUCCCUUUCUCCCUCCUCUUCCUCCUCCACUCCUCAUGGACACCCUCCGAAUGCUCCUUACCCUCCUCCACCACCUCCUCCCCCUCUCCCCACUCCCCAAACCUCCCUCGCUCAGCCCCAACCUCCCUCUGGCCUGGGACCCAAUCACGUUCGUCCGGCAAACUACCCUUCCUCCAAUCAGACUCCUGCAACACCCCUCUCUCCUUUACUAAACCCCUUGACCAAUCAGAUGGGAGGGUUUCCUUCCUACCCGCCAGGCUCCUCCUCCGGGGCYAACAUGUCACUUCCUGGUUCUGGUGUGUCACCUGGCUGUCGGCCCUCACCCUUCCACAGCACUUUGAACAGCCACGCCCCCUUCAGCGGCCCCUACCACUCCAAUGGGAAYAGUGGGAACAACCUGGUCCCGACUAACAGCAAUAGUAACAGUAGCAGUGGCAGCAGCCAUACCAACUCUCUCUCUCAGUCCCUCUCACCUCAAAACRCCUCAAAAGGACCCCCACCUCUUAGUAACCCCGGCAACAACAMUGGCACUUCGGCCCCUGGCUGUAGCUCCUCACUUCCUAGAGAUGGGCAUUCUGAUUCGUCCACAGGUCYACCUCCCCCACCUGUCAUCAAGGAGGAACCAAUAGAGGAGAGGGAGGAGAGUGAAAGCCCACCUCCUGUUUUGAGAAGCCCCUCCCCUGAGCCCAAGCCGGUGGACAUUCCGAUCCACGCCAGCCAAUCAGCACGGUUCCACAGGGUUCUAGAUCGGGGCAGUGGAAACUCCUGCGCCCGCAGCGACGUUCUCUUCGUCCCCCUGGAUGGCUCCAAACUGUGGAAGAAGAGGAACGAGGUGAUCGAGAGAGCCCGGAGAGAGGUGGAGCAGAGGGCCAGAGACCUGAGGGAGAAAGAGCGGGAACGAGAGAGGGAGAGAGAGAGGGAGCGGGACCUGGAGAGGCAUCUACAACAACAGAAGGACAAUAACAAUGCAAAUAUACAACGCCAGGGAGCCUCUCUCUUCUUCCCCUCCUCCUCCUCCAUCCUCCUAGACCCUAACUCCUCUUCUUCUAACCCUGGGUCUCACCCUCAACCACACCCCCAGCAGCACCACUCCCACCCUCACCCCCACGCUCACCUCCACCACUCCCACCUCCACCCCUCCCUCUCUCAACACAUCCCACACUCCCUCCUCAUGCAAUCAAUGGGGGGUUCAACGGUGGUUGGCCCACAGGGGGCUCUGGGGAUAGGGUUAGGAGGGCCGUACCUGGGCCCUGACACCCCGGCACUGCGGACCCUGAGCGAGUACGCCCGGCCCCACGCCAUGUCCCCCCUCGGGGCUAGUCGCCAACACCAACACCCGCAUGUUCACCAUCAUGGCCACCCUCAUGGACACCCCCAUGUCCACCCCUCCUUCUUCCUCCCCCAGUUCCAGAACCAUGCUCUGGCCCACCCACAUCACAUGCCUGCUGAUGCAGCCACAGCGGCAGCCAUCUUGGGUUUCCUCUAUGGGGGCAGUAUGGAGGGAGGGCCAGGGGGGCAUGGAGGAGGACAUGGGGGGAUGGGUGGUGCAGGGUURGGGGGGAUGGGGUUUCCCCAUGCAGUGGCAGCCCACCGUGAGCGCAUGAAGCCGGGGUUUGAGUUUAAGAGUGAGGACAGGGUGUACCAGCCGGGCUCCUUGGGAGAUCCUACGGCUCUCGCCCUCGCCCACUCCCACUCGCAUGCCCACGCACACGCUCAUGCACAUGCUCACUCCCUACUGCUGGGGGGAGGCUCCCCUGGUCCUAUUAGUAGCUACCUGUAG
This is a messenger RNA of Salvelinus sp. IW2-2015, 3877 nucleotides long. NCBI's taxonomy places the organism in Eukaryota, Metazoa, Chordata, Actinopteri, Salmoniformes, Salmonidae. The record is from RefSeq and is a predicted model, not a curated record.